Molecule: messenger RNA, 2552 nt
Organism: Anneissia japonica
Lineage: Eukaryota; Metazoa; Echinodermata; Crinoidea; Comatulida; Comatulidae
Product: amine oxidase [flavin-containing]-like
Exons: 15
Coding region: 16-1635 (539 amino acids)
Molecular function (GO): oxidoreductase activity
Source: RefSeq, a predicted model, not a curated record
AUUUCGCUCCUUUGCAUGCUGUUUUGGUACUUAUCCGUUUUGGUUAUUGCCGUUUUGGUUACUUGCCGCUUUGACCUGCUACCCAUCCGUUGGUACGACCAUACGACGGUUACCAAAAUGUUUCAACAAAAAGAAGUUGUUAUAAUCGGCGGUGGAAUAAGCGGUUUGUGUGCAACAAAUCUACUACAUGAACAUGGACUUGAUGUGGUAUUACUGGAAGCAUCUGAGCGUGUAGGCGGUCGAACCUACACACUAAAAAUACAAGAUAGGGUGUUGAGAGUGGCCAAGCAGUUGGAUAUUGAUCAUUAUAAGAUCAUUGAAGAUGCUAAAUUGGUUUGGGUACAGAAGGGAAUAUUCUAUCCAUAUAUGCCAUCCACGGCAUAUUAUCCGAAAUUCUGGAAUCCAUUUGUUUGGUUAGAUAUGAAUAACAUUGGCAGGCAGUGGGAUGCCAUCGGAUCAACGAUUCCAUCAGAUGCGCCAUGGGAUUGUCCUAAUGCUGAAGAACUAGAUAAAAUGACAAUGCAGCAAUGGAUCCAUAGGAACACCUGGACAAAGACUGGUCAUGAUUUCUGUUGUAAUAUGGUUAGUCAGAUACUGACUUCUGAGCCUCAUGAACUGUCUGUUCUCUUCUUCAUGUGGUACAUCAAAGUGUGUGAAGGAUUCAUGCGCACAUUUGCAGCUGAAAAUGGAGGACAGGAAAGAAAAUUUGUUGGAGGCUCGCAAGAAAUAAGUCUUCGUCUCCUAGAAAAACUAGGAAAAGAACGAGUGAUCUUGGAAAGUCCUGUGAUAAAUAUAGAACAGAAUGACGAUGGCGCAUUUAUUAAGACCCUCAAUGGAGACAUUUAUAAGGCAAAAUAUGUUGUGAUGGCGAUGCCUCCUGGUAUGGUUCAGAAGAUACAUUUUAAACCACCAUUACCACCCCUCAGAAAUCAGCUCAUAGCCCGUGCACCAGUGGGAUCUGUCCUCAAAUGCAUUGUGUACUAUAAAACACAGUUUUGGAGAGAAAAAGGUUUUUGCGGGUCUAGCUGGGGUAUUGAUCCAGAUAUCCCCAUUAAAUGGUCCCUUGAUGAUACAAAACCUGACGGAACUGCUCCAGCAUUAAUUACGUUCAUAACUGCAAAUAAAGCUAGAGAGUUCUGCGAACUAUCAAAAGACGAAAGACAGGCUAAAAUCUGCCAAUAUUUUGCUAGCGCAUUUGACUCUGAAGAAGCCUUGCAUCCUGUUAACUACGUCGAAAAGAAUUGGAUGGAAGAACCUUAUAUAGGUGGAUGUUACACAACUGUAUUUUCUCCUGGAACCUUAUUCAGAUAUGGACGGGAGUUGCGUAAACCAGUUGGCUGUGUUCAUUUUGGCGGGACAGAAACUGCUAGAAAGUGGGCAGGCUACAUGGAUGGGGCUGUCGAGUCUGGUGAGAGAGCUGCUAGAGAGAUUCUAUUUGAAGAAGGAAAGAUUAGAGAAGAUGAGAUUUGGCAUGAUGAGCCUGAAUCAAAGGAGGUUCCUACUCUUCCAUUUCAAACAACAUUUUUGGAAAGAAAUGCACCGACUGCUCGUGGUUUCUACAAGUUCUUGAAAAAUCUUGCAGUUUUAGGGACCUUGGCAGGAGUGUUUGUCAUUUACAAAAAAAGAUUAUUGUAGAAAAUAACACAUACUAUUAUUGUACAUCCUAAUGUAGCUGGUUUGUGCAAAUUUACGAAAACAUUUUGAAACUCGCUGCUCAAAGUAUAUUUCAACGGACUUACGGUAUAGGUAUUUAAUAAGUAAAGAAAGACUGCAGAUAUUUCAGCAGUUUUUAAUUUAAAUUUAUAAUGAGGUGAUAAUUUGGAAUUUGCAAUGGAGAACAAGUUCUAGAACUAGACCUGUUCUCCUUGAUUUUGUUUUCUUCCAUUCCCUGCCAGCUUGCCUUUUUCUAAACUUUCUAUUAGGAUAUGAGACGCCCGAGUCAUGGGAUGGCCGAAACCCAAUGCUGGACAAAGUACAUUUUGAUAGAUCGCUGUUCAGUGACGAAGACGUGUUUAGAGAUCUUCUUUCCUUGUUUUUUCAAUAAUUACAUCUGUUCCUUUGUUUUUAGCGCAUUAUUAAUACCCUUGUAUUUUAAUCGGUAUAAACACAUAACCUUUACCUUAAAACACAACAUUUUCCUUGUGAAUUUGCAAAACUCGACGAGAGUUUCCUCUGCAAAUUGCUAAUUAUGUAGUACAGUUAAAUUUGCAAGUAGACUUUGCCUAACUCAAAUAAUUUCUAAGUCAAUCUUAUUUUACAUUCCAAAUUAUUGUGUUUUCCAUUAAUUAAUGAUCUGUCAAAUUAACAAAAGUCAAAUUUUAUCUAAGUUGAACAAUUUUUCAAUGCCAUUUUGGCAUUGAAAAGUGUAUUUCAAUUGUUUGUCUUGUAGGUCUAUGAACCGCCACCGUCGAUGUUGGACUUUUCCGAUCUUACUCUUCCCAUUUUGUUCAUUGUUUUCUUCAUUUUGUUUUGUUGUGUGUCUUAAAAUCGUAAUAAGUAAAUUUACACUAAUUAAGGAACAAUAGGUACUAUAAUAAAUUGGUGAAAAAUUG